AAUUUCGACCAACUUAAACGCAGAACUAGCGAUUUUGAGUUUUCAGUCGCUGAUAUCGAAUCAGCCCACGUCGAAAGAUCGCUGAAAUGAUGCGUAGCUUUGUAAACAUGUUUACUUCGCACUUUGCAGUGUUUAUGCAAUGUGAUCUGUGUGCAUGGAGACCGUAGGCAGUACAAGGGAGUGUGACACAAUUUUACAGAAACACAUCUUGAUUUAAUAUGCAAUAUGGACAUUAAUAAGUGCAAACAACCAUUUCUGCAGUAAAAUGAGGGAGUACGUGAGGUAUCAAGCUACUGCAUCAAGGGACCCCAUUUGGACGAGAGUAUCAGACGACCCUCAACGCGAACAGUUGUCAGAUGGUAACCGAAACCGCAAGAAUACACCCUCAGAGGGUAGAUAUGGCUCAACAGGUGUAUCAGAUGGUGCAAAGAAAGGCCUUACAGUGCUUUCAACUGCGAUUUUUAUUGCUGGGGAAAUGGCUGGCAGUGGAGUCUUAGCAUUGCCAAGAGCUGUUGUGGAUUCAGGAUGGAUUGGCCCCAUACUUGUCAUAAUAUUCUGCAUUAAUUCUGCAUAUGGUGGUGCUCGCCUUGGAGAUUGUUGGGCAAUUUUAGAAGAAAGGUAUCCAGAGUACAGAACACCUGUCAGGAAUCCCUAUGCUACUAUUGCUUACAGAGCUGUUGGCCGGAAGACAAGCUUGCUGGUAUCAGGAUGCAUACAGUUCACCCUUUUUGGUGCUGGUACAGUAUACUUGUUACUUGCAUCACAAAUGGUGCAGGAACUGCUGGAAGAUUUUGUAACAAGAGUCAACUUCUGUGUCUGGUUCCUGGUUAUUUGCAUCAUACUAACUCCAGCGAUGUGGUUGGAAUCGCCAAAAGAUUUUAGCAUUGUAGGUGUUGGUGCUCUGCUUACCACAGCAUUUGCAUGUGUCUUCAUCUUCUCUCAGAUAGUAAUAGAGGGAAUGGAUAAUAAAUAUCCAGUGCUCCACAAACCUCAUAGUUUCCACAGGUUUUUCCUUGCAUUUGGCACAAUUUUGUUUUCAUUUGGUGGAGCAUCAACAUUUCCUACUAUUCAAAAUGACAUGAUAAAUAAAAGCAAAUUUUCCACAAGCGUUGUAGUUGGUUUUUCUGUGAUUUUGAUGCUGUACUUUCCUGUGGCACUUGCUGGAUAUAUUGUUUAUGGUGAUCUUGUCAGCGCUAAUAUCACUCUGUCUAUCAACAAGUCAUAUCUGAUCAUAUGUGCAAAUAUCCUUAUGGGUAUCCAUUUGAUAUUGGCGUUUCUCAUUGUUAUCAAUCCUGUGUGUCAAGAGCUGGAGGAAGCAUUCCAGGUACCUCAUAAAUACAAUUGGAAACGGUGUUUAUUGCGGAGCAUCAUGAUGCUGACAAUGCUUUUUAUUGGAGAAAGCAUACCAAAAUUUGGAAAGAUCUUAUCUCUUGUGGGAGGUUCAACUAUAACGCUAAUGACAUUUGUUUUCCCAUCAUUCUUUUAUAUGAAGCUUUGUGACCAAAAAUCAGUGGAAUGGACUGAAAGGUAUAUCCCGAUACAUCAUCGUAUUUAUAUGUGGGAGCUAAUUCUCAUAGGAGUGCUAGGUGGAGCUGCUGCCACAUACAGUGCCAUCGUGGACAUAUUUGGGGCUGGUUCUAUGACAAAACCAUGCUAUGUUUCUUGGAAACAUUAAUGUUUGAGUGCUGAAUAUCUGGAUGUCUGUUGUGAAAAGAAUACAACAAAGCUUAUUAAGAAUUUACUAUUACUCAGCUAAAAAUAUAUUUAUUUGUUAGAGGAAAUUUCUGCAAUUUUUCCCCAAAGAGUGAGUUUAGUGCAGCUUUUUGUCAUAUGCAACAGUGUUUUCUGUGAUUGAGCUUAUAGUUAUGGAAGUUUGUUCAUGAAUUUUGGUAUCUCUCAUGGCUUCAAAGAAUGAUAAUGAAAAUGUUUUGUAAUUUGUUGUGUUACUGAUGAGUGUUGUAACACUGAUUAGGCUUGUUAUGAAAAUGUUGUGUUAUAAAAAAUAUAAAUACUAUCUUUUCCUGUUAAUUCAGAAGCAAAAAUUGAAAGUUUUGUAUCUGAAGUUACAUUGUGCAUUCCACAGGCUGUGAUCUGUUGCUACUAUGUGCCUGAGUAAGGCUGUGUAUUUUGCGUAGAAUUCCAUGAUUUUAGUAGAUUUCUUUCUGCUAAGGAAGGGAGGAAUUUAAUGCCGUAUUUUUGACAAUUAACCAAAAAUUAAACCUCAUUGAAGAAAAUAUAUUUAAGUGUAUUCUUACUGUAUUGCAUGCAACUGUAUGUUAUUUGUCAUAAAAGACAAAAGCAUCUUUCCAGGUAUGGAAGGUAAGAAAUAAAAAAUGUUUAACCAUACAUCAUUUGAUAGUAUUUAUUGAAUUUAUAAUGAAAUUGUCAUACAUAAGAUUUGUUUAUGCACAUAAUUUAUAAAUGGCAUUGACAAGAUGUGUGAGCUAUAUGUAGAAUUUGCUGAACAUGAUUGGAAGUAGUGUCAGUUUUGGAACUAACUGAUUCUUUCUCAUAUAUGAGAAAAUGAUACAACCAAAUACAAAUUUGGUGGCUUUGCAAGCAUGUUCUCUUUUGAGCAGUGACUUAAUAUACAACGAGAAAUAAUUUAUCUUUCAUAAAAUUAUACAUUUCAUGUCAAUGUCUACUUUUUGAAACAGGAAACAAAAAUUUAUGAAGUGUGUUAAUUUUUAAGCCCAACGAAAAUGUACAUAAAUAAUUAUAACCGGUGAUCUGAAAAGUCAUUAUCAACUACCUCUUCAUGUAUGUGAUUUGCAUUUUUAUAAUUUAUUUACUGUGCAUGCAAGAGUGUAUUUAAGUGCACAAUUUUACUGUAUUGCUACGUUUUAUAGACAACUGUCAGUAACUAAAUGUAGACUAUUUUUGUAAUAAUGCAGCUUACACUUGAACAGUAACUAAAAAGUAUUGUUUAAAGUGAAAUUGUGAUCAUUAUUUGUAUUGUUUUAAUAUAUUUAAAUUUGUGUUUUAUACCUGCUUGAGUUUAAUAUUUGAAUUUCCUUUGUAUUGUAUCCCUCUGAAUUAAGGAUGUUUGAAAGUGAUCCUGAAAUGGAGCUAUUGUGAACUUCAUGUCUACAUGUCAGAGGAAAUUGAGCUGAUUAUGCAAGUACAUGUACAUAACCUCUAAUAUUACAGAACAUGCCUCUAUUAAAUCAAUAAGAAAGUCUCAGGAUCUUAUCAAAAAAAUGUGAAAGUGAAUAAAAAAAACUGUAGAGGGCAGGAGGUGACCCAUGAACUUAAACUCUGUGGUCCACAGCUAUAUCCACUACACUAGCAUGAUCCAGCAAGCUUAGGUGUCUUAUAUUGUAUGAUGCCCAAAUCACUAAUAAGUCAUUAACUGAAUUUUAAUUAUAACAAAUCAUACCAGUAACAACAUCUUUGUGAUAUGUCAUAAAUGCAGCAUUGCCUUGAAACAUGAUGCUGCAAUAAAGGCAAGUUAAAAUAUCAAAACAACAAAAAUUCUAUAACCAUUGACAGGAGCUUUCCUGUCACUUUCUUACAACAAAUUUUACUAAUAGUGGUGUGUUUUCAAGAGAUGCUUGAUGUGCUAGUGCUUUGAAACUACAUCUAUUUAUAGGAUGUAAGUUGUUGGUGUUAUCUUAGUUCUGCUUGUGAUGCACAUGACGUACAAGUGAUGUAUGACGGCUAACCCAAAAUGACUGAGCCUUAGAAAGACUCAUAAGAGCUGCACUCUGUUGAAGGCAAACCACCAAACCUUGGCUACAUAAGAGCUCGACCGACAAUUCAAGAUGAGACUUAAUUACUAUCUGUAAGAAAAACAGUAAAUAU
Schistocerca piceifrons (Central American locust) is the source of this 3804-nucleotide messenger RNA. Its product is annotated as amino acid transporter AVT1H-like. NCBI's taxonomy places the organism in Eukaryota, Metazoa, Arthropoda, Insecta, Orthoptera, Acrididae. Gene Ontology annotation, molecular function: L-alanine transmembrane transporter activity; L-proline transmembrane transporter activity. Gene Ontology annotation, cellular component: vacuolar membrane. Gene Ontology annotation, biological process: L-alanine transport; amino acid transmembrane transport. The record is from RefSeq and is a predicted model, not a curated record. The transcript has 8 exons. Bases 266 to 1675 code for a protein of 469 amino acids.